AUGAUGGACAGGAGAUCAAUAGCAGAAGUGUUACUACAAUAUAGACAUGCCGAUGGACUGGACAACGCCGAGUUGGAGGGUCGACCGAUCGACCUUCAGAUCCGUCGGAUGUAUGGAUCAUUGACGCAUUACAAUGGGAAGCAGAGGGCACCCUUCUCCAUCUAUCCAUUCCAACUUCCAUUGUACAACUACACCAACAGUAUCAAUUGGACGAUGAUAUAUGAGCGGGCGACCGAGAGGAGAGAGACCCAGUCAAAGGAGGCCGAGUCAGAGGUUGAUCGAAAGCCAUCAUACUUUAGCCAACCGAUUGUGUCACUAUCUUGGCUUCCCAAUCACAAUGCCACCGUCCCAAAGUACUCUCCAAGGGAGCUGGAGGUCAACAACUCAACAUUAACAAUCAACAAUAUUAUAUUCAACUGUUCAAUCUCAACUUAUGAUAUGAACAAGAAUGGAUUCCUCCAGUUCUCCUCCACUUACGACGCCGAUCAACUGGCUGGCAAGAGUUUGGAGAUCAUGGUGCUCGACAUCAAUACAGUGAACAACUAUCCAUUGCUCAUUAGGAACUUGUUCAACUACGAGACGCACGUCCAUAGAUCAAUAAUCAUUAUUGGGCCUUGUUCAAUCAAGUUCGACCUAGAGGUGCAUCUUGACCUGUUCAUCCAACAGAACAGAGUCUGGCGGUACAAUGCCAGCUCGCCCAACGUGUGUGACUAUGACCAGUACUCCCGCGAGACAGGCAUCCUUGCCAUCCUUAAGAAGGACCCGUACCUGUCCAAGCAGAGACACCUUAGUCGUCUGGAUAAUCUUCAAUUCUCCACCAGUGUCUGGAAACAAACGUUCCAGGGCAUGCCCAAUGGGUCAUGUGAUACUGUCGACGGCGCAAAUGGUGAGAUUCCAGGACAUGGCAUGUUCUCCUCCCUCCACUUUGUCACCGACCACUUGCACGCGUUCAGCAACAACAACGACAUGACUGUUGAGAAGACUGAAUACUUCCCUUAUGCCGACCAAUGGAAUGACUACCUGUUGCCCUUGGCGUCCUGUUCGUUGGAUGACAUCAGACUUAACAACAUCCAAAGGAACAGAUACCCACGGGGCAGCAACUUCAAUGGCGAACCCAUCGAUCCCACCGAUUGGAAACAGAUUGUCGACAGAUCAAUCGAGAUGGACUUCAUCGUCAGACCCAACUAUCUGACCCGUUACCUGGUGCACAUGUUUAAGAAGGAUCUGUGGAAGACUCAAAGGUCGAGUGAAUGUGUGGCCAUACAUGUUAGGAAUGGUGACAAGGUGCAAGAGGAUAAGGUGUACACCCUGGACUCAUUCCUAUCAUUCUUUAGUCAUCAGUACAACGUACCAUUCAAUCUCACCAAUUACAACAACAUCUUCCUGAUGACCAACAACAAUACUCUGUCCAACCCAGAGUACCUGGCCGAGAACUAUCCAGAAUUCAAUUUUAAUGUUAUGAAGGAGCCUGUACUGAUCGAUGACAGCAAGACCAAUGCCGAUGAGUUAAAGUUUCAUCCUGGAAAGGACAGGUUCAUGGUUGGCGCCAACUUGUUGGUACAGACUAUCUUGGCGUCACAGUGCAAGUACUUCCUUGGUACAUUAUCAUCAAACCUUGGUCGAGCAGUCAUAGAGUUGAUGGUUGGCAGUGAAAACCUUGUCAACGAUGCCAAGUGGGCAUCCAUCGAUGGAUCCAAAUAUAUAUUCUUUCCAUGA
Messenger RNA from Acytostelium subglobosum LB1, 1716 nucleotides. RefSeq lists its product as hypothetical. NCBI's taxonomy places the organism in Eukaryota, Evosea, Eumycetozoa, Acytosteliales, Acytosteliaceae. Gene Ontology annotation, biological process: protein N-linked glycosylation. The record is from RefSeq and is a predicted model, not a curated record. The transcript has a single exon. Bases 1 to 1716 code for a protein of 571 amino acids. Gene Ontology annotation, molecular function: alpha-(1->6)-fucosyltransferase activity.